AAGAAGGAAGCUGUCAUUGCUCGAGAGAAAGACGUCUCCGCCUCCUGCUCAGUCUUCUCGAAAGGUUUGCAGCAGGUACGGUGGGCAGACGCUGCAAUGGCCGAGCCGCCGCUUCCCCCUCCAGUGAGGGGGCUUCGAGAGGCGCUGGAGGCUCACUUGCAGGGCCUGGGCAUCCAAGCACUCAGUGUGGAACAUCCCGAAGUGUUUACAGUUGAAGAAAUGAUGCCUUAUGUACGACACUUAAAUGGAGCUCACAGCAAAAACCUUUUCCUUAAAGACAAGAAGAAAAAAAGCUUUUGGCUGGUGACAGUUCUGCAUAAUCGACAAAUCAAUUUAAAUGAUUUGGCAAAGAAACUGGGUGUUGGAAGUGGGAACCUGCGCUUUGCUGAUGAAGCAGCCAUGUUGGACAAGCUGAAAGUUGGCCAAGGAUGUGCAACCCCCUUAGCUCUUUUCUGUGAUCAGGGAAAUGUAAACUUCGUUUUGGAUGCUAGCUUUCUGGAAGGAGGUCAUGAUAGGAUUUAUUUUCACCCAAUGACCAAUGCAGCAACUAUGGGCCUGCACCCAGAUGACUUCCUAAAAUUUCUGAAGUCCACAGCACAUGAACCCAUAAUUGUGCAUUUUGAUGAAAACCAAAUAGUUUAAACCAAUAGGGUAACUGGGUUGGAACUUGUAUUAACACGCAUAAUGAUAUCCUAUAUUCAGAAAGGUUUUCUAGGAUGGAAGUCAUCAUUGGAAAAUCACAGGGAUAGCUCUCUACUCCUUUUAGUACAUUUAGUGCUGAAAUUUAUGACUUAUUCAUUCAUGAUUUGUAAGAUUAGUAAAAUGCGCUUUUUUGUGCACUUUG
Messenger RNA from Ahaetulla prasina, 844 nucleotides. RefSeq names its product prolyl-tRNA synthetase associated domain-containing protein 1-like. The transcript is spliced from 2 exons. Bases 97 to 642 code for a protein of 181 amino acids. NCBI's taxonomy places the organism in Eukaryota, Metazoa, Chordata, Lepidosauria, Squamata, Colubridae. Gene Ontology annotation, molecular function: aminoacyl-tRNA deacylase activity. The record is from RefSeq and is a predicted model, not a curated record.